Messenger RNA from Mya arenaria, 2716 nucleotides. Its product is annotated as sushi, von Willebrand factor type A, EGF and pentraxin domain-containing protein 1-like. The record is from RefSeq and is a predicted model, not a curated record. Gene Ontology annotation, cellular component: membrane. The transcript has 8 exons. The annotation marks the transcript as partial. NCBI's taxonomy places the organism in Eukaryota, Metazoa, Mollusca, Bivalvia, Myida, Myidae.
UGCAUUUCUAUUAUAAAAGUAUGUGUUCAUCAAAAUUUCAUCUAUUCUAGUGACAGUGUGGCAUUACGCACGGUUGCUGAUUUCGGUGCAGGUAGUGGCCCGAUUUGGCUGGACGAUGUCACUUGUCAAGGAGACGAGGCUUCGAUCGACGCGUGUACGUUCAGUGCAUGGGGACAGCAGAACUGCGGGCAUAGCGAAGAUGUCGGAGUUAAUUGUAAUGUAACCUGCCCUGUACUGAACGUAGAUGACACUUCCAAUGAUUCUGGAGGAACGAUUUUUUACAACACGACAGUAACGUACACAUGUGCAGGAGGCUACAUCCAUACAAAUGGCAAUUUAGGUAGGACAUGUCAAGCUGACGGCCAAUUGGAUGGAACCUCCCCAAUAUGUACUCGAGUAACCUGCUCUGUACCGGACGUACAAGACACUUCUAAAGAUUCGGGGACAACGGUUGUUUACAACACGACCGUUACGUACACAUGUGCAGACAGUUACAUUGUAACUCAUGGCAGUUUAGUAAGGACAUGUCAAGCUGACGGCCAAUUGGAUGGUUCUUCCCCAACUUGUACUCCAGAUUGUGGUACCGUACCAGUGGUGCCUAACAGCACGUAUACAACUCCCACAAACACACUCCUCGGUGCACGUGUAGCGUACUCGUGUAAUUCUGGAUAUACGUCGUCGGGUGCAGAGACCAUUGCAUGCUUGACAAGCGGUUGGACUACACGACCAGUCUGUCAUCCAGUAACCUGCUCUGUACCGGACGUAGAAGACACUUCGAAAGAUUCGGGGACAAUGAUUGUUUACAACACAACUGUUACGUACACAUGUGUAGAAAGUAACAUUGUAACUAAUGGCAGUUUAGUAAGGACAUGUCAAGCCGACGGCCAAUUGGAUGGUACUUCCCCAACUUGUACUCCAGAUUGUGGCACCGUACCAUCGGUGCCUAACAGCACGUAUACAACUCCCACAAACACACUCCUCGGUGCACGUGUAACGUACUCGUGUAAUUCUGGAUAUACAUCAUCGGGUGCAGUGAUCAUUUCAUGCUCGACAAGCGGUUGGACCACACCACCAGUCUGUCAUCCUGAUUUAGGAUAUGACUGUACAAACACUACCUGCACUGACCCUAAUGCUGUGUGCGCUGAUGCCACCCUACUGUGCUCCUGUCCUACUGGGUACUUUGAUAAUAACGGAGCCGCUCUUGGUGGGACGUGUGAAAUCAAAUCUACUGAGGUAUCUGCGGUGUUAAUAGCUGUUCCGAUUGCAAGUGUGGUGGUUGUGAUUCUGGCUGUGACCACCGCUUGCUUGAUCAAGCAACGAAGAAAUAGACUGGAAGCUAACCACGGAAAUAGUAACACCAGAAUCUCGGAAACAAAUGCCAUAUGUCUGCAAACGUUCGUAUCAGAACAAGAUUAUUAUAACAUCGGUGAAAUAAACAAACCUGAGGAUAAAUACAGAACAGAAACACACAAUUUGAUGAACAAUCCAGCUUAUGCUUACACUGAAGGUACGCCAGUUGCCCAUGUUCCACAAACCAACAUUGACGCGGCUAUUAUUGCUCAAAACUAUACCGAUGAACAUGACUACGAUACAUUUCAAGACCUAAUCUACGAGAACGCAGAAACCAAUGGUGAAGCAAUCUACGAGAACACAGAAACCAAUGGUGAAGCAAUCUACGAGAACACAGAAACCAAUGAUGAAGCAAUCUACAAGAACAUAGAAACUAACGUUGACGCAUCUAAUGUUUAUGACGAGAUUUAAUUUCGUUCUCAUUAAAUUUUAAAUCGAUUUUUAAUUGGGGUCAAUGUGUAAAUAUAUUUUGCAAUGAUUAUUUCAUUUGAUUUCCAUUAUUGUUCAUAAUCAUUAUAAUUUUCACAUUGAAUGGCCUUACAUAUUAUCUUACGGAGACUUUAAAAUAUGUUCAAAUAGUAUGUUCUUAUAUAAAACUGUUUAACCCACCAAAGCUAGAACCAACAUUUUAUUUGCCGUUUUUAAAGUUCACUAUUCUGUGGUAUAUGUUCAGUUCGUGAGAUUAAGAGUAUCUGCACAUCGCUUAGAUGUAAAAUCCUCUAGAAGGCACAAACCAGAAUCAACACCACAUUGUUAUAGAAAAUGAGUUUCAUUUAAUGAACUUGGUGAUGAUAUUUAUUUUGUAUUAUAAUGUGAAUUUUAUGAAGAUUUGAGGAAUAUAUGAAAAAAUAUUAUUAUACCUUUCCAAGUUUAUUUCAACUAAUUGAAAUACACUAAUUAGAAAAUGUCAGUUUUAAUUGAAAUCUAACUUGUUCUUAAUGAGCAUAAAGCAAUCAUAUGGAAGUAAUAGAAACAUUUAUCAUGUAUUACUAACCCUAUUUGAUUGGUGUGAUGUUUGGGUAUCGUGAUUUGCUUAUGCGAUAUAUAUUGUUGCUAGAAUAUAUCUUGGAAUAUAUUUUUAUGCGAUAUAUAUUGUUGCUAGAAUAUAUCUUGGAAUAUAUUUUUAUGCGAUAUAUAUUGUUGCUAGAAUAUAUCUUGGAAUAUAUUUUUAUGCGAUUUAUAUUGAUGCUAGAAUUUAUCUUGGAAGAUAUUUUUAUGCGAUUAAUAUUGUUGCUAGAAUUUAUCUUGAAAUAUGUUUUAAUGCGAAUUAUUUUGUUGCUAGGAUAUAUCUUGGAAUAUGUGUUUAUGCGAUUUAUAUUGUUCCUUUCAUAUAUCUUGGAAUACGUUUGUCAUCAGCUCGAAUUUA